UUAAUGGCUUACAUAAAUGUUCUUGUUGAGCCCCUCCCCAUUCUCCCCCCUGGUAUGUAUAGGCCUAUAUAAGAGAUGAGGAUGGAACCAAAGUGAAACAUAAUGUAACAUGCAGACAGUCCUAUAGUGUGAGACGUGUAUAAUAGUGAACUACAACUGCCUAUAGUCCUGGGACUACAAACUUCCUGGAGGCCUCACAGUGCAGUGAAAUCCUAUCUGAUUGGCUGGCUGCAGUAAUCCUUGAAGGUGGGUGCCCCUCCCGCGCAGCAUCAGCACCAGGACACGCAGGCUUUGCAGCAUCCUCCGCGCGCGUCUGGCGUGCCUUUUCGUCACAUGACGACGUGUCGGUUUACAAACACUAGGCAUUCCUUUCUUUUGCCUCUAUGGUGAAGGAGAGAGAAUGGAGGGAUGGGGUGAUGGUGAACGGGAAAAAGAAGAAUGAUCAUCAGCAAGGCUCUUUGACUUGGAAAACGGAUGUGUGUGAAACUGGAACCGAUCGCUUGAGGUGUGUGUGUGUGUGACGUAUAAUUCGGUGCAGUGAGGUAGAUGUCCGGGAUAUAGACAAGCAGAACGGGACUGCGUGACUGCUGCAGGGAAGAGAGAAGAGGACAGAGGGGGUUGAGUUUGUGUGGUCCACCGCAAAACUCCCACGGAGUCAAAAGAUGGAAAGAGGAGGCAUAGCAAAUGAAAACAGCACAAACGUGCCGACGGCUCAAGGAGGAUGGACUUUCUAUAAUUUAUUUACGUUUACUUUCGACGGAUUUAAGUAAUUUCUUAACCUGAACGGUUUGCCGACCGGACCGAUUAAGAUCUGAUCAAGAGCUACCUCUCUCAUCCUUCGGAUAGGUCCGGUAGUCGGGACCUUCGUGAGGACAGGACAACUCGGGCCUUGUUUCGAUGCGUGUUCCUCGUCACCUUGACAAGAUCCAGACCCACUCACCGCCCUACGCAAUACACGUCGUUUCUCAUUACCGUAGAAACAACGGGAUAUCUGGUGCUUAAUAACGGGUCCUGCUACAGGACUGCGGCCUCGGGGCUCCGCCCACCGCAAUGCUAUGGGCCUUGGGAGGUAGAGAUAUGGAGAGAAAAGAACGGAGCUGUGUGUCGUAAAUGCAUUCAGGUUCUCAAAGAUUAGCCCUAGGUAUUUUUUCUUAUUUUUCUCCUCACGUGAACAUGUUGAAGUUUGUCUGGGGUGCAGAUGUAAUAGGACAUAUACACUCUGCUAAGCAGCUAUUGCUGUUUUCAUAUGCUAAAUAGCCCAGUCUUCUGAGUUGAGAGUUUUUGGAAACCGCACUGUGGCGCGUCAGGAUCGAACCUUGGGGAUUAUUGCACAACGGGCUUUGUCAUCUGCCAAUUGACAACGCAGGGCCAAAGUGAAAAGGGGGUGAUUUUUUUCAAAGCAACCAACUCUUCAUCUCUCUUACACACUCACACACACACACACCGCAUAUAGGCCUACGCACACAUACACAGACUCACCACUCUCCACACAUACACAGACUCACCACUCUCCACACACACACAGACUCACCACUCUCCACACAUACACAGACUCACCACUCUCCACACAUACACAGACUCACCACUCUCCACACACGCACAGGCUCACCACUGUCCACACAUACACACACCCGCCAUGCCAUCCCCGUCAGACUCCAGCAGUGUAGUGUCUGCCUCUGGGUCUAGGGGCUGGUCAGAUAGCUGCCGGGGCAUGUCUGGCCGUCAGGGUGGGGCCAAACUGCUGCUGUACCUGGGGCUGUGCCACCUGGGCCUGGGGGCCAUGGUCCUGGCCUUCUCCUUCACCAGCAUGGCCUUCACAUCCUCAGCCCGCGUCCGACAGUCCUGCCCCUUCUGGGCCGGCUUCUUUGUUGUGGCAUCAGGGUUAGUUGGACUUAUCUCAUGGAGAAGACCACUCACUCUGGUGGUGUCCCUCUUCAUGCUGCUGUCUGCUGUGUGUGUCAUCCUUAGUCUGGCUGGAUCCAUGCUGUCCUGUCAGAACGCACAGAUGGUCAAGUCGCUCCUCACCUGCCAGGUGGAGAAUGGGUUGUGUGUGUGUUGCGCCCCAACACACUCCUGCUCUAUAAACGAGGAGGAGACCCUGGUACUCUACCUAAACGCAGACUGCCACUCUGUCAGACAUCAGCUCAAGGACCUGUUGUUCAGUGCUUGUGGUCUGAGUAUUCUCUCUACCAUCAUCUGUACUCUCUCUACUGUCACCUGUAGUAUACACAUCUUCUCCCUGGACCUAGUGCACCUGCUCGCCCCGCACCGCUCUCGCUCCGUCAACCCAGAAUGCACCACUCCUCAGGACGCCUUCCUGACCAACAUCAUGGACUUUGAGGAGUUUGUCCCGCCCAUCCCUCCGCCCCCCUACUACCCCCCUGAAUACACCUGCAGCUCUGAGACAGACGCACAGAGUAUCACCUAUAACGGGUCGAUGGAGAGUCCAGUUCCUCUGUACCCCACUGACUGUCCCCCUCCUUACGAAUUAGUGAUGGGACAGAGAGCAGCUAGCCAGGCCACGGUGUUUGACAGCCAUGGGAAUGAGCUGUCUGGAGAGAGGGCCACAUCCACUGCCUUCAGCGGAGAGGUCUCCAUGGACAGUGGUUCUCUGUUGAUGUCGGAGAUCAUUGACAUCCCAGACGACUCCUCACCUUCAGAGGACUCCGGCCUCGUGGGGGUGGGGGCUAGGGGGGAGAGAGCGAGCACCGGGGGAGUGGAGGGGGGAGACGGGGGAGAAGGAGGGGAGUAUGUGAGCUUCCGUGGCCCCCCUCCCCAAGCCCCGGAGAGUCCCCUGGUAGAGAGUCCCCUGGUGGGCCCCAGGGCCAGGCGAUGCUACAGAGGAGAGAGGUCCAACUCCUGCUCCUCAUCUAGCACUGCUACAGCUACAUACAGGUCUCCAGUGUUGAGGCGACAGGCUAUGUUGGCCAGUAGUUGUUCCCAGUUGGAGCUGCUAGAGGGCGCCACCUCUCACCAGCGCUCCUCUAUCCUAGAGAAACGAGUCGGGCCUUACACCCCUUUACGACACGGUUCUGCCUCUGCCUCUGCAGCUCCUCCCACUUCCUCAUCCUCAGCUGUCAAUCAGCAGGAUGGUCACGGCAAUGGCGUACCCCUCCCCCUACAGCCGUUGUACUUGCGUCGUCAGGGUGGAAGGAGCGAGAGGGGGGAUAGUGACGGGCUUCUGCCCCUAGUGAGGUCACACAGCGAGCCUGGCCUCAGCUCUUCUGCUGAUACAGUUGACUUCAGUGGUGGCUCAGUGGGCAGUAAAGGAGUGAGGGAGGGCUCUCAGACCUCUACAGACACAGGUCCGUCCUCCGAGGCAUGCCUGCUACCCCGCUCCUCUCUGGUGCCCCCCUCAGCCCUCCUCCCCAGGAAGGGCAGUGUGAAGGCAGCCACCAUGGGGCGCAACUUGCCCCUCUCCAAAGGCCCCACCAACUCUCCCUUGCACCUGCCCAAAGAAUGCAACCGCUCUCUUGGGGACCUCAAGGUGACGAGGGGGUUGGUGGCUCGCUUCCUGCAGCGCUCCAAACGGAACCUGGCGUCCUCCGCAGAGAAUUCUGGGAACACGGGACAGGGUCAGAAAAGGAGAGGCGGGGUGGAGGGCAACGGGACAGGCCAUCUCCCUUUAGAGCAGGUGUUACGUAACUCCUGGGGGGCCAGCCAGGGAUCCCACCCGCCACACCCUCAUCACCGUGGUCACCACCACUCCCAUAGCGACAGCCGCCACAACCGCCGUCAUAGCAACCAACCCCCUGUGAUGGAGGGGAUCCACUUGCGCAGCUGCGGCGACUUAAGCUCCUCCUCCUCUGCGUCGCUAUGGCGAUUACUGACGGCCAACCCCCCUCACGGGUCAUCAGGGGCACUGUACACAGAGUCAGCCCUGUAAGAGGGGGAGGAGGGAGGAAAGAUGGGAGGGGAUGGGGAGGAAAAUGAGAGGAGGCAGAAAGUGUACCCACACAGAGGAGAGUGGAGGCAUGGUAUGGUCUAAUGAAGAAGAGAUACAAAGGGAGGAGGAGAGGUGGAGGAUGGUAGGAUGAGUUAGACAGGGGAGAGGAAGGAUUAAGGAACAGCCUACUGACAUAUCAUGAUGGCCGGUGGAGAGAGUCAGCACUAUGAGGAGGGAACGACUGGACCUUUGCUACAGCCUUGUUCCAAUACUUUCAACAUGCAUACUACCGCUUUCCCUUCCUCCUUCCCCUUGGAGCCCUCCUCUGCACCUGCGCCUGGCCUUCCUUUGCUGAACUUUGACCUCUCAACUAACCUCCUACCUUCAACCUUCACCUAGCCAUACUGAACACAACUCUAUGGGAUCUCUCUUUAACUUCAAGACUAGAGAGGAUGGAGAGCAGGAGUAGGAUAAUGAAGUUUCCCCUAGACUCUGAGCUAUGGUCAGUUUAGUGUUUCUCCUCCUAAUGGUUAAGGUUAGGAUCAGUGGAGCAUAAGCUGAUCCUAGAUCUGUGUCUAAGGUAAACACCUUUCUGGAGCUGUGAACAUCACUCUUACACGAACCGCAUACACUCAUUAAACUGCUCACUCUUUUUCAAAACUCAAAUGUACGUUCAUUUGUCCAGCUCUUCAUCCGGAGCGAAACUCACUUUAUGUGUUUACGGAACUCACCUUUUUGUCUUCCACUCGUGAAAUGGUUACCCUUCCUUUUCUCCUGAUGACACUGUAAAAUGUACAGAAAAAUGUACACUCGUUUUGCCCACUGACAGUGAAAGUUUAAUGGCCUGCUAGUGUCGCCGUAUGUUUACAAACUUACAUCUUUAUUAGUAUUUUUUUGGGGGUUAAUUUUUUUGAGGUAAAAUCAACAUGUAAUCCUUAACGCCCCUUACCUAGUCCAUCUCCAAACUGCCUUCAGAAGAAAGGUGCCCCAAACUCAAAACUCACACACCAUCUACCCCAAACUCAAAACUAACACACCAUCUACCCCAAACUCAAAACUAACACACCAUCUACCCCAAACUCCAAACUCACACACCAUCUACCCCAAACUCAAAACUCACACACCAUCUACCCCAAACUCAAAACUGACACACCAUCUACCCCAAACUCAAAACUCACACACCAUCUACCCCAAACUCAAAACUCACACACCAUCUACCCCAAACUCAAAACUCACACACCAUCUACCACAAACUCAAAACUGACACACCAUCUACCCCAAACUCAAAACUCACACACCAUCUACCCCAAACUCAAAACUCACACACCAUCUACCCCAAACUCAAAACUGACACACCAUCUACCCCAAACUCAAAACUCACACACCAUCUACCCCAAACUCCAAACUCACACACCAUCUACCACAAACUCAAAACUGACACACCAUCUACCCCAAACUCAAAACUCACACACCAUCUACCCCAAACUCAAAACUCACACACCAUCUACCCCAAACUCAAAACUGACUCUUAUUACACCGAUCUAAGACAUCAUACUCCCAAACUCAGCAUUUCCUGUCUCUAUGUCCUUGGACAUAGCGAUUCGUAUGUUAUGGUACAACCCCCCAUAAUGUACUCCAAAUGAAACAGGAGCCUUGUUCAAAUACUACAACUUCACUCCCUGUGUAUCAAAUCCUAUAAAAUAACCAACCUCCUCCUAAGAAUGACUUUAGCUGCAUGUUUUGGCAAUGCUUCUUACUUUUCUCCCUUUCUCUCUCUCUCUUGCAUCCAAAACCUAGUUGCUCUGAGCCUUUGGACAUGUGUUAAUGUAUAGUGAAGGGGAUGGAUCAAUGUUGUGCUGUUGAACCCAGAGCCGUAGAUAUACUGGGUUCUAACAAACUAUCAUCCAUGAACUCUGUGAUGUGUCUGGCUCUGGCUGAACGGUUUUGUCUGAUCAAUUACACCUCAGUAUGAUUCCCAAAGCACUAAAGAGAUUCUUGCAAUAAAUGUACAGAUACGUUUGUAUAGAUGUUGGGGAUCAGAUAUUCAGGAUGGUAGUUCCAGCAAGACUUAGUGGGAACUAUGAGAAUCUGGAUAUUAUAGUCUGAUACUGGAGGUUGGUCGACAUAAAGCGUGCAGUAUUCUUAGAGGACAUACUGUCUGGAUUGGAAUAGAAAGCUGGCUAACCUCAACCCAGCCAGACAAGAGUUAUACACUCAAUGGCGAUAUUGUGAAGACUUAAGUUUUGAAUAUACAAACAAUUAUGUAUGUAAGUGAUUGAAACACAACACACAGAUACACAUAUGCACACACACACGCACACACGCACGCACACACACACACACACACACACACACACACACACACACACACACACACACACACACACACACACACACACACACACACACACACACACACACACACACACACACACACA
Molecule: messenger RNA, 6324 nt
Organism: Oncorhynchus keta (chum salmon)
Lineage: Eukaryota; Metazoa; Chordata; Actinopteri; Salmoniformes; Salmonidae
Product: protein ENTREP3-like
Exons: 14
Coding region: 1637-3886 (749 amino acids)
Cellular component (GO): membrane
Source: RefSeq, a predicted model, not a curated record